AUGGAUAAAGAUUUUCUGAAACGGUUGCACGGGAAGAUGAUGAAGCAAGGAAUACGAAUGAACUACUAUCCGGCCUGCUCGAGGCCUGAUCUUGUGCUCGGUAUUAGUCCUCAUUCUGAUUCAAGCUCUAUAACCUUACUUGUGCAAGAUGAUGAAAUCGCUGGCCUUCAGAUUAGGCACAAGGGAGGAUGGGUUCCUGUGAAACCAGUUCCAAAUGCCAUAGUUGUAAACAUUGGUGAUGUUAUUGAGCGUAAAAGAUACGGUCAGAAUUUGACGUUCAAUGGAGUAUGCCAAAGCAUUGAGCACAGAGCAGCGACGAAUGUGGCAGCGGCAAGAAUGUCCAUUGCAACAUUUGUGAUGCCGGAUGAUGAAGUGGAACUCAGUCCAGUGGAGACAAUGGUGGAUGACUACAAUCGCCCUAUAAUGUACAAAAGCAUCAAGUAUGGUGAUUACCUUAGAUAUACUUUAUCAAAGAAAAUGGAUGGAAAAGCCAACACUGAGCUUCUGAAAGUUGGAAACGAAAGCGAUUGA
Molecule: messenger RNA, 531 nt
Organism: Dovyalis caffra
Lineage: Eukaryota; Viridiplantae; Streptophyta; Magnoliopsida; Malpighiales; Salicaceae
Source: the annotation of a GenBank genome assembly